Molecule: messenger RNA, 2529 nt
Organism: Dioscorea cayenensis subsp. rotundata (Guinea yam)
Lineage: Eukaryota; Viridiplantae; Streptophyta; Magnoliopsida; Dioscoreales; Dioscoreaceae
Product: probable CCR4-associated factor 1 homolog 11
Exons: 3
Coding region: 1501-2436 (311 amino acids)
Cellular component (GO): CCR4-NOT complex; P-body; CCR4-NOT core complex
Molecular function (GO): poly(A)-specific ribonuclease activity; nucleic acid binding
Source: RefSeq, a predicted model, not a curated record
CUCUCUUUCUCGAUUUCCAAAACCCUCGUUUUCUCAUUCGCAGCUGAGGAUGUUCACUGGCGAUUUCGUAGAAAUAUCGACAAGAUCAAAUCUUCAAUCUCUAAUUGUGCAGAGGAAUGAAGUAACAACUUUCUUUAUUUAUGUGGAGAACCAUCAUGUUGCUUUCCUGGAACAUGCAAAGUAAUCCCAACAAGACCAGUCUUGUCAAGCAAUGAGGAAUAUUCUACUGAUAUCAAACCUGUAGUAAUCUUCAUGAGGUAAUUUAUUAAAUCAUCUCUCAUUCAACUUUCUUUUGUUUGUUUUGGUUUUAGUUUUUUUUUAAAUAGAAAAUUUAUCUAAUUGCAUGUUUUAAUUUUGGGGUCAAUAAACAUGUGUUUAUAUUUGUUUAAUCCAGUCUUUCUUAGUUUUACUUUGAUUCGUACCAUCAUUAUUUGGUUAGUUUGAUAUUUGCUUAGUGUUUAUCUUAUAAUUUAUAUAAUGAUGAAAUCAAAGGUUUAGUUUUUUCAACUAUGGCAAAGCUGAUUAGAAUGCUAUUAUAAUAAGUAUAAUUUUUCUUAUUAAAAGAAAAUUAAUGUUGCAUCCUCUGCAUGUUGGAAUUUUAGUGUAUUGCCUUGUGCCUCAUUGGAAGUAAGAUUUGGUCUUCUAGAAUGUAUAUAUAUAUAUAUAUAUAUAUAUAUAUACAUAUUGCAAAUGGCCUCUUAGUGUAUUAGCACUAGUGCUUUAUAUAGGGUAUUCGUGUUUUUGCCAGCACUAGUGCUUUAUAUAGGGUAUUCAUGUUUUUGCCAAGGAAAUGAUUCAAAGCUCAACUCAUACCCAAUGAGGGCAUAAGUGAGUUGAAACUCCUAUUUGUGCGCAUCUUAAUGUAGUUUAUAACAUUAUUAUAUAUAUAAUCAAUUUAAUAAUAACGUAUGGUCUGGAUUUACAUGUGGUAGGAUUCUAAUCCCGCAUGUGAUAUCUAAAUCAUUUAGAUAAAUUUUUAAGUGAUUUAGUAAAUCAUUAUAGGUGAUAUACCGCAAUUUUUGUGGUAAUAAUAAUAAUAAUAACAAUAAUAAUAAUAAUGCACGGAUAAUUGGGCAUGUGGAAACCCUCAAAUCUUUGAAUACUAUUAUUUAUGAUAUAAAUAGAUGUUGUACAUGGAAACCCACUGCAGUUGCCAAGUCAACAAUCUAACCAUAAUAUUCAACAAAACAAAAUAAAAUAAAAUAGAGAAAAACAAAAGCGCCCCUUCCCAUCCAAACAAAUUAAGUCCCAUCUAACUUUCCAACCUAGAAAUUUCAACACACCCAAUCAAGUCAACUAAAGGCUACUUUCUCAAUCAACAAACCCACUGUUUAAAGUCCUUCCAUAUUUAACUCCACCCAAAUCCUAAUCAGCAUCCAAAUCCCCACUCCUACCUUGCUCUUUCCUAAUUUAUUAUAUUCAUUUUGCAUAUAUACCCCUACAAAAUCUCUUAUUAUUACCAUAUAUAUACAAUAUAUCUUUACAUAUAUAUAUUUAGACAUGAAUCUUCUCUAUAUAAUCCUCAACUCAAACAUAAACCUCCAUAACACAACAAGACCAAUGUCCAUCUCCAUGGAACAACAACAACAACUACUACAACCACACCGCCGGCGCCGCCGCCGGCGACACCGCUCACAAAACUCAAGCAACAUGAUCAUCCGCCAAGUGUGGGCUCACAACCUUGAAAGAGAACUAGCCCUUAUCGCCGGCGCCAUCCCCAACUACCCUCUCAUCUCCUUCGACACCGAGUUUCCCGGCGUUGUUUUCAACUCCGACAAACACCCGGCAGCUCUCACCACCUCCGAGCGCUACUCCCUCAUGAAAUCCAACGUGGAUAUCCUCCACCUUAUCCAACUUGGCCUCACUCUUUCCGACCUCUCCGGCCAACACCACCUUGUCUGGGAAUUCAACUUCCGUGACUUUAACCUCUUCACCGACGUGUACUCACCGGACUCCAUCAAACUUCUCCGGAGCUCCGGCAUUGACUUUAUUAGAAACAUAGUGCAAGGCAUUGACUCACACCGUUUUGCAUCACUUCUCAUUGAGUAUGGGAUUGUCGGAGCUACGUCGGAAGUCAACUGGGUGACUUUUCAUGGUGCUUAUGACUUUGCUUACUUGAUCAAGAUGUUGAGUGGUGGAGCUAAGUUGCCGAAGAGUUUGGAGGAGUUUUUGGAGAUGGUGAGGAUUUACUUUGGGGAAGAAUGGUGGGAUGUGAAGCAUAUGAUGAAGUAUUGUGGUCAUAGUUUGUAUGGAGGGCUUGAGAAGGUGGCGGCGGCGCUGAAGGUUGACCGGGUGGUGGGGAUGGGACACCAGGCUGGGUCUGAUAGCUUGUUGACUUGUCAAACGUUUGUCAAGAUGAAGAACACUUUUUUUAAUGAAGAUGGAGGUUUGAAGCAUGCUGGUGUUUUGUUUGGCUUGGAACUCAUCAAAGCCUGAUUUUAUAUAUAUAUAUAUAUAUAUAGCUUGAUUCAUUGAUUAUGUUACUGGAUUGAUGGAAAUUUAUAUGCUUAUAAUUUUUUGGUUAACUGU